Molecule: messenger RNA, 165 nt
Organism: Aspergillus nidulans FGSC A4
Lineage: Eukaryota; Fungi; Ascomycota; Eurotiomycetes; Eurotiales; Aspergillaceae
Exons: 4
Coding region: 1-165 (54 amino acids)
Source: RefSeq, a predicted model, not a curated record
AUGAAGGUCUUAACUAUUGUAGCAACGACUGUUAUUGCUGGGGUCACUGGAAUCAGAGACCUGCUUGCAGAGAUCAUUGGAAUGGUCAUGACUGGUGGCCAUAUUGGUUUAAUCAGUGGAAUUAUUGGAGUUGCUGCAGAGAUCGUUAAAUAUGAGUGGGAAUAA